AUGCAUAUUCAGUCCAUUCCCAUGUGGGUCGGCACGGGCGACAACUAUGCCUACCUGCUUAUCGAUGACAAAUCCAAAGAUGCGGUCAUCAUCGACCCGGCGAGCCCAGAAGAGGUUGUGCCGGUGCUCAAGGAAGCCAUCAAGGCUGGCAAGAUCAACCUGACGGCUAUUGUCAACACGCACCACCACCGGGACCAUUCUGGAGGAAAUGUCAGCGUGCGCAACCAACUCGGCCUCUCCGACCUGCCCAUCAUCGGCGGUAGGGACUGCGCGGCCGUGAGCCGCAUCCCGCCGGAUGGUGAAGUGUUUCAGCUCGGCAGCAUCGCUAUCAAGAGCAUCUAUACGCCGUGCCACACCCAGGACAGCAUCUGCUGGUUCGUACAGGACGGCGACGACAAGGUCGUCUUCACGGGCGACACGCUAUUCCACGGAGGCUGCGGCCGCUUCUUCGAGGGCACCGGCCCGGAGAUGCAAAAGGCUUUGAACGUGACGCUGGCUGCGCUGCCGGAUGACACGCGCGUCUUUCCCGGUCACGAAUACACAAAGGCAAACGCACAGUUCGGCUUGUCCGUCCUUCCCAGCCCGGCCGUCAAGAAGCUGCUGGAUUUUUCUAUUGCCAACACCGAGACCCAAGGCCACUUCACCAUUGCUGACGAGAAGGCUCACAACGUCUUUAUGCGUGUUGAUGACCCCAUCAUCCAAAAGGCAACCGGCGAGACCGACCCCAGUGCUGUCAUGACAAAGCUCAGAGAGUUGAAGAACAAUUUUCGGUAA
Grosmannia clavigera kw1407 is the source of this 774-nucleotide messenger RNA. Its product is annotated as hydroxyacylglutathione hydrolase. The transcript has 9 exons. The record is from RefSeq and is a predicted model, not a curated record. NCBI's taxonomy places the organism in Eukaryota, Fungi, Ascomycota, Sordariomycetes, Ophiostomatales, Ophiostomataceae. Gene Ontology annotation, molecular function: hydroxyacylglutathione hydrolase activity. Bases 1 to 774 code for a protein of 257 amino acids.